AAAUUGUUGUGGAAAAUGGAGUCAGAAAUUAAAAACUUUUACAAAAAUAAGAAUAUUUUCUUAACCGGUGCCAGUGGUUUUUUGGGUAGAAUGAUUGUUGAGAAGCUGCUACGUUCCACAGAGGUGAAUCGCAUCUAUGUAUUGCUUCGACCCAAACGUGGCAAGGAGAUUCAGGAGCGUAUUUGCGAAUGGAAAACAGACCCAGUGUUCGCCUUGCUGCUCAACUCUAAGCCCAAUGCAAUGGAGCGCAUUGUGGCCAUAGCGGGUGACUGUCAGUUUGCUGAUCUCGGCAUUAGUGCAUCGGAUUGCGAGUUGCUGAAGCGACACGUGGAGCUGGUUAUUCACAGCGCAGCCACGCUUAGUUUCGAAAAUCCACUUCACCUGGCGCUGGAUAUCAACACUCGUGCCACUCGCUACAUGGUGCAGUUGGCCAAGGAGAUGCCCCAUUUGGUGGCCUUCGUGUACGUAUCGACAGCCGUCUCCAAUUGCGUUAUUCAGCACAUUACGGAACGUUUUUAUCCGGAACAUUUGAACUGUAGCGCCGAUAAGGUGCUGGCGCUCAGGGAAAUGCUGGAUGCAAAGCUGUUUAAUAGCUUCGCGCCCGGACUGGUGGACAAGUUUCCCAACACAUAUACAUAUACAAAGGCGCUGGCGGAGCAAGUGGUGCAGACGGAGGCCGACGAUUUGCCGAUCUGCAUCUUUCGUCCCGGAGCAAUUGUUGCGACCAACAAGGAGCCAGUCUCUGGCUGGAUUGAUAAUAUUUAUGGACCCAUUGUUAUUGUAUAUGGCAUUUUCCUCGGUAUUUUGCGAAUCGUACGCGUGAAUCUGAAGGCUAACUGCUAUAUUGUGCCCGUGGAUGGUUGCGCCAAUUUGAUCCUGGCCAGUGCCUGGCGUACAGCAACUGAGAGGAGGCAGAAAUUUCGAGUCAAGUCUGCUCCAAUCAUCUACAACUAUGUGCCAAGCAAUGAGAAUAUGAUGUUUAAUGGCGAUCUGAAGCGUUUCACGGAGGAAAAGUAUGAUGUUUAUCCCUCAACCAAGGCGAUCUGGCAUCCGAUUGCGCACACCACCCAGAUUUGGUGGGUAUACAAACUAGCGACGAUCUUCUAUCAUCUGCUACCCGGUUAUGCCAUAGAUCUGGUAUUGCGCAUGCAGGGUCAGAAACCGAAGAUGAUCCGAAUCUACGAUAAGAUACACAAGAAUAUGGAUAUGUUCAAGAACUUCAUGAUAAAGAGCUGGAGCUUCGAAACACUCAACACGGAUAGACUAUGGGCGAGCAUGUCAGCAGCCGAUCAACAGCUCUUUGAAUUCGAUGUGAAAUCCCUCGAUUGGAGCAGCUACUUUGAUCGCUUGUUGUACGGCAUACGAAUCUAUCUGAGCAAGGAGGAGCCGACCGAGGAGUCCUUCGAGCGUGGUCGCAGGAAAGCAAGGCGCUUUCUCGUACUUCAUCGGCUGUUGCAGUUCCUCCUCUGUUGCCUGGCCUUCUUUCUUGUGAGGUGGAUUUUAAAUCUUUUCUUAUGAUAAUACAGUUUAGCAAGGAUUUAUACAUACCAGAUAAAUAGAUCUUGUGGGAUAUUAUUUAAGAAUCAUAUCACAGACACAACACAUCCACUUAGCUUCCAUCUUAGC
This is a messenger RNA of Drosophila grimshawi, 1626 nucleotides long. RefSeq names its product fatty acyl-CoA reductase wat. The record is from RefSeq and is a predicted model, not a curated record. NCBI's taxonomy places the organism in Eukaryota, Metazoa, Arthropoda, Insecta, Diptera, Drosophilidae. Gene Ontology annotation, biological process: long-chain fatty-acyl-CoA metabolic process. The coding region runs from base 16 to 1518 and encodes 500 amino acids. The transcript is spliced from 5 exons. Gene Ontology annotation, molecular function: alcohol-forming very long-chain fatty acyl-CoA reductase (NADP+) activity. Gene Ontology annotation, cellular component: peroxisome.